Penaeus vannamei (Pacific white shrimp) is the source of this 1135-nucleotide messenger RNA. Its product is annotated as tyrosine-protein phosphatase non-receptor type 23-like. Gene Ontology annotation, cellular component: chitin-based extracellular matrix. Gene Ontology annotation, molecular function: structural constituent of chitin-based larval cuticle. The record is from RefSeq and is a predicted model, not a curated record. NCBI's taxonomy places the organism in Eukaryota, Metazoa, Arthropoda, Malacostraca, Decapoda, Penaeidae.
GUGUAUGAUGGCCGGUGGCUGGGCCGAGGACGCCACCGAAGCUAGCACCACAACCACCACAGCCGUCCCCAUCCUGAGGCAGGUCAACGAUGUCAACGAGGACGGGACUUACACCUACGGCUUCGAGGCCGCCGACGGAACCUUCAAGUUGGAGACCCGCGACGAGAACGGCAACGUCAAGGGCAAGUACGGCUUCCUGGACGAGUUCGGAGAGCUCAAGAUCGUCGAGUACAGCGCCGGGAACGAGACAGGCUUUGUGCCCACAUCCGAUCUCCUGCCCAAGCCUGUGCCCGUCCCUGAGGUUCCGCAGAUUCCCCAACCUCUGAACUUCCCCACUCCUUCUAGACCCCAGUUCAACCCACAGCGAGUACCACAAGGUUCCUUUGCUCCACGCUCACACUCUCAGUCCCAAUUUACUCCUCACCCCCAGCAACAGCCUCAACUUGCGCGUCAUUCACAGCCUCGGUCCCAGUUCGCCCCCCACCCUCAGCCCCAAAUUAUUCAACGCCCACAACAGCCUCAAUUUGUUCCUCGCUCACAGUCUCAAACACAGCCCCAACUAGCCCCCCAUCCCCAACAGCCCCAGUUCACCCCACAAUCUCAACUCCAGUUCCUCCCACAGCAGUUCAGACCCCAGUCCCAAGUCCCUCGGCGCCCUGUCAAUAUCGAUGGUUUCUCAGAGGACACGAACCAAGACGGUUUCGUCGAUAGCUUUCCCGAGGGAGCUGCCAUGGGGAAUCCUUUCCUCUCAGGCAGGCCUUCUCCUUUCCCGGCACCACACCAUGUGCAACCUCGUCCUCAGCCGCAGUUCGCACCUCAGCAGAUCCCUCAAGGCUUCAACAGGUUCGUCCCCCGUCAGCCCCAAGUCAUCCCUCAGCUUACUGCUCAGCAAGUCCAUCAGUUACAGCAGCAACAGUUCCAUGGUUCCCAACAGAGACAAGGUUCUCGGCAAUUCAUAACUCCACAAUAUGUCCCCCAACAGUUUGCUCCUCAACAAUUUGCCGGAUAACGAUUCAUUCCUCAACCGGCCUUUCCAGACAGCCUGCAUAUGUCUCAGUGACAUUGCUAAUUCUCUUUAUGUUACUGUAUUCAUCUGUCGACUAUGAUCGAGCUAUCCUUUGUAGAUCUAUAAAUU